AUGAAAGACUCAAUUUUCGUUCUUGAAGCAGACAGACCAACGGGCAUUGCCACUAUAUCCGCCCUCUUCAACACUGGUUCUAAGAAAUCAAAUCGUCGUAUCAAUGUAAAGGCUGGUGUGAGUCCAAAUAGUUCGCAGGAAGUUCGUGAAAAGCUUUCACAAUGUGGAGCAGAAGUUGUAGUAAUCGAUGAUCCACAAAAUGUGAAAUUUGAUGGUGUUCAUAAAUUAAUGAUCAUUUUGGCACCCGAAAGAUUGGAUGCAGGAUUCAUUUAUGUUGAAGCUGCUAAUCGGGACAUGGUUCCUUUCGUAUUGUUGCAAUCGAUUGUUAAUGCUGAUGAACGGGAUGAUUAUGUAGCAACGAAGUUUGGAGAACUUGAAGAGAAAGUUAAAAAGACAAUAAAAAAAGAAUGUAAUAAUGAUGAAACUGAGGAUCUUAAAGAUUCUCAUGUCCACCGCUAUUGGACAAUUUUAAGAACCGGAGUUUAUGAUCAUUACUUGUUAGCGUUCAAGGAUUGCAUUAAAAAAGGUGUUUUAGAUCUGCCUAUUGGUGACGGGGAGUUUGCGCCAGUUGCAGUCGAAGAUAUCGGCAAGAUCGCAGAACAUAUACUUGAUAAAUCUGAAAACUAUUAUUCUCAUACUUAUACCGUUACUGGAUAUGAACUUUUGUCUGGCAAACUUCUCGCCGAACGUCUAAGCAAAACUCUUCACCAUGAAUUAGUUUAUAAACCGUCUGAAGAUGAAAAACAUAUCAAAGAACAUAUUAAGCAAUAUGUCACUACUCCUAUUGAGGUCGAAAGCGUCUAUCGUUUAUUCAGGUUUAUUAAGGAGGGUAAAUUGAAAUAUGUAACUCCUCAUUUUACUGAAAUUGAAGGAUGGAAACCUAAAACGGUUGUGCAAUUCUUCUUGGAAAACAAAGAUGAGAUACUAAAAUAA
Molecule: messenger RNA, 933 nt
Organism: Racocetra persica
Lineage: Eukaryota; Fungi; Glomeromycota; Glomeromycetes; Diversisporales; Gigasporaceae
Source: the annotation of a GenBank genome assembly